GUCCCCGUUUGGUAUAAAUUGAAAUUAUGAUUUUAAUCCAAAUCAAAGUCAAUAAUUUAUUUUAACUAUAUAUUUUAUCGACUUCUAUCAAAAUUUACUAAACAUCUGAUUUUAAUCUUGAUCAAAUACAGGCUAAAUUUCUGAUUUCAUCAACUACUACAAUAUCUUCUUUAUAAACCUUUUUGGCGCCCUGCACAAUUCAAAAAUCUGUUAAAAGAAAAUAAGCCUUCACAGUGAGGAAAACUAAUGGAGAAGAGGAGUUAUCAAGAACCAGGAGAAGAUGACCUUUUCCACUCCGUCGCCAUCAAUCUUCUUGCCAACCUCCAUCUGGACUCUUCCACUGCCACCUCCUGCAACCACCAUCCUAACACCAGCACUACAGCUGCCGGAGCUCCGGUUUCCUUCACCAGAAAACGCUCUGCUUGUGGCUCCAUGAAGAGAAUUUCACAAUCCUCUCCACUUCCUUGCAAGGAAACCUUAUGGGAAAGAGCCAACCUCCAUCCCUCUUCAUCCGCCAGAGCCGCCGCCACCACCACCACUAAAGUCCCACUAUUUUCCUCCACUAAUUCAAUCCAACCUCGAGCACCUUCUUCGAACACAUUGCAGUCUGUUCCUUGUAAAACCACACAAAUCUUGAACCCUUCAAGCCAAUUCUUGAAUCCUCAAUCAACAGAAAAUUCUCCUCCAGAGGCCACACUGCCACCUCUCUGCUCAUCAGAUUAUCAGAUGGUGGCAUCCGCCACUAACAUGCCUCCACAGCAUCGGCAAAGUUCUGAUCAGGAAAGCCCCAAUUCCAAGAGAUUGAAGAGAAUGAAUGAACGGACGAAAGAGAUGAAUCAGUGGUGCAACCAAGUCAUACAUGAAGAAGAACACAAGAAUGAAAUCAAGAAUGAAGCAGAGAAAGCAGUGUGGGUGGAUGAGAUAAAUGGGGGAGAUUUAAUCAUUCACUUUAUGUGUCCAUGUGGUGGAGUAUAUGAAAUCCUUCUUUCUGGAAAUAAUUGUUUCUACAAACUCUAGAAUUUACCAAACAAAAAGCAAUACUGGAUAGUACAAAAGUAGACGAGAUUUUUAGCAUAUUUUCAUUCGUCACUAUAGUAGAGCUAUGUAAAGGAGAAUCGAUUUAGUAGUGAUCUUUAAGAGCAAAAUCUAGAUUUGUUUAGAAUAUUGAGAUAGCGUCUGCUUGCUCCAUUCGGAAUAUCAAUAAAGUUGAAACAAUACGGAGAAUGAAUAUGACAACGACAAGUAUGU
Molecule: messenger RNA, 1248 nt
Organism: Olea europaea var. sylvestris
Lineage: Eukaryota; Viridiplantae; Streptophyta; Magnoliopsida; Lamiales; Oleaceae
Exons: 3
Coding region: 247-1017 (256 amino acids)
Source: RefSeq, a predicted model, not a curated record